Molecule: messenger RNA, 1799 nt
Organism: Oncorhynchus kisutch (coho salmon)
Lineage: Eukaryota; Metazoa; Chordata; Actinopteri; Salmoniformes; Salmonidae
Exons: 5
Coding region: 331-1071 (246 amino acids)
Source: RefSeq, a predicted model, not a curated record
GGCUUUCCACCGCAUAGAAAGAAAUCAUUGAGUUUCAGCUCUUUCUCCAAACAUUUCCUCCCUUUCCCAGACCCAGACAAGGGCACACACACAGACCGGCGACCGACCACGCUAUCUAGCCAACCAUUAAGUGUGUGUGUGAGGAAGUGUGUGUGUUUUUUCUUCUUCUUCUUUGAGUAGAAAGAAUUAAGUAAGGAAAAUAAGUUGGGUAUUUGCGCUCUGUGCCUGUGUUUGAUAACCCAGGAUCCCUUUUAAAAUCCUUUCACUUGACGGUGAAACCUGGAAGUGGAAAGUUUAUAGCUCUGAAUAGUCACAGGACUUGGGGUUGCCAUGGGGUGUUGGUGGUGCUGGCUACUGGUAACCUUGCUAUGGGUUUCCACGAUAACAAACCCAUGCCUUGGCCAGAGUGGUGACAGUGGCGACUGGGGCUCUGGCUUCGAUGUCUCCAUGACGACCCUCAGCACCAACAACAACACGUCCUCCUCCCAGGAGCCAGGAGAUUACCCUGCGGGGUCAGAAACAGAGACGAGAGAAUCCUGGGUUAAAAUACUUCCACCUAAGCCAGUGUUCCACUACAACACGGAGCCAGAUGAGUGCUCCGUCCACUUCAGGAUAAUACAUGUCAAUCAAUCAAUCAAUCAAUCAAUCAAUCGCUUCAGCACCAGUCAGGCUUCCGCCAGGCGCCAGAGAGAAGAGUUGGCCUACCUGAAGGCUAUACAGCAUGGGAACCAGGCGGUGGUGGAGAACCUAGUCCAGUACAUAGGAGCAGAGCUGAGGGAGGAGCAGCGCUAUGAGGACGUCAUCGAGGAAAACAUAGUGGGCAUCAGGGAGGAGCAGCAGAGCUGUAACAGUGUAGUCCAGAAGGUGAUGGAGGAUCUGGAGGGGCAGCUGGAAGGAGAUGUACUGGAGGCUCUGACUGGGAUACGGAAAAUCAAAGAGGAGUCCCUGGCGUUCGAGGGCCUCUUCCAGGCAGCAGCAGACAUCGCCAUGAGGCUGGAUACCUUGUCUCAGACCCUCCACGCCUCCUUCACCAAACAGCUCAAAGACUCUCUCAAAACUUCACGUCGCUAAGGAGAUUGUCUGGUCUCAGAACUGUUUGUGCGGUCUCUCCAGUUCCUAUGGUCUUUGCUGUGACUCUUUUGUAGCCUGGUCUCAGAUAUGUGUGUGCAAGAGAGCACAAACAGCUAUUGGACCAGGCAACUAAGGCCUAGAUUAAAUCAGAUCAAGUGUAAAGCGGCAAUAGCCGACACCCACAUAGCUGAUGUUUUGGCGGAGGUGUAACUGCGUAGGAGCUUGUCAAAAAUUCGUUGAGCAGCAGCUCAUGUGAUCAUUGUCAUGAAGUUCAGAACAAGAAAGUAUAGGCCAUAUAGGAAUAAUUACACUGAAACUAAAAAAAAUCAUUCAAUUAAGUAAUGAAGAUUUGAUUAGCCUUAUCGAGGUGUAGAUUACAUCUCAAACGCCAGUGUUCGAAAUUUCUCUGAAUGCGACUCCUCUGCAGCCAAUUGCAAUGUCCACUUUAGGUAUAAAUCUGGGAGCCGCUUGUGGAUUAGACAGUUCUAAUGCAUUCCACCUCUGCCACUGCCAAAACAAUCGCUAUGCAGAUGUCUGCUAGCGCAGAUCUGAUGGAAUCUAGCCCUAAGUAGAACUCUCUACUCUUCUUCUCUCCCUCCUACUCUUCUUCCCUCCUUCCUGCUACUCUUCACUAGGCAAGUCAGUUAAGAACAAAUUCUUAUUUUCAAUGACGGCCUAGGAACAGUGGGUUAACUGCCUGUUCAGGGGCAGAACGACAGAUUUGUACC